This is a messenger RNA of Acomys russatus (golden spiny mouse), 470 nucleotides long. RefSeq lists its product as uncharacterized. Bases 52 to 444 code for a protein of 130 amino acids. The record is from RefSeq and is a predicted model, not a curated record. The transcript has a single exon. Lineage: Eukaryota; Metazoa; Chordata; Mammalia; Rodentia; Muridae.
UGAGAGCAGCUUUUACCUGAGCCUCCUCAUGCCGUUUUCUCCAUUUUAGAUAUGUCUAGGAGUCAGCCUGAACAGGAGAAGAAGUCUCUAGACUCUUUUGUCUGGGUAAAUGAGAUCACUGGAGAAGUCACCUUCCCUCCAGGGGAGGAGAGCACACCGGCAGCCUCUGGAGAGAAGCGCCUUGCAAGGUCGGGGUCUCCCCAUGGGCGCACGCCCCUCACAGCUGACGCUUACAGUCAGGCUUCCCCGGCGAACCCCAAGGCUGCAGGGAAAGGCCCUGGGGCAAGAAACCCCCUCCUGCCCGACCCGUUCUCACUUGGGGGCGCUCUGCCAGCGCAGUGCCACCUGGGAGUGUCCCCUCCGAGAGCCAGCCAGUCUCCUCCCUGGGCCCUGCCCUGCAAGCUAAGGAACAUCCUGACAGGAAACAACCGGUUUUCCUUUUGAGCCAGGGAGUGCCUAGAGGGUCUCUA